AUGAUUUCCUCCCUCGAUCAGCUCAAGGCCACUGGCUCCGUCGUAGUCUGUGACUCUGCUAUCGACAAAUACAAACCGCAGGAUGCUACCACCAACCCCUCUCUGAUCCUUGCUGCGUCCAAAAAGGCCGAGUAUGCGAAUCUUAUCGACCUUGCCAUCGAGUAUGGUAAAAAGCAGGGAAAUUCCAUCGACGAACAAGUCAAUUCAACCCUAGAUCGUCUCCUUGUUGAGUUUGGUAAGGAGAUCCUCAAAAUCAUACCCGGUAAGGUCUCCACUGAGGUCGAUGCACGCUUCUCCUUUGACACCGAGGCCUCCGUCAAAAAGGCUUUACACAUCAUCAAGCUUUAUCAGGAGAUUGGUAUCCCCAAAGAACGUAUCCUGGUUAAGGUCGCCUCUACCUGGGAGGGCAUCCAGGCCGCUCGCAUUCUUCAGUCCAAACAUGGCGUCAACUGCAACCUGACUCUCAUGUUUUCGCUUGUGCAGGCUAUUGCCGCUGCUGAAGCCGAUGCCUUCCUGGUUUCCCCUUUUGUUGGUCGAAUCCUGGACUGGUACAAGGCCGCCCACAAGCGUGACUACACUGCGGAAGAUGACCCCGGCGUAAAGUCUGUGCAGAGCAUCUACAACUAUUUCAAACACCAUGGCUACAGGACAAUUGUCAUGGGAGCCUCCUUCCGAAACACCGGCGAAAUCAUCGAGCUAGCCGGCUGCGACUACUUAACCAUCUCGCCCAACCUCUUAGAAGAUCUAUAUACCUCCACUAAACUAGUAUCCAAAAGGCUCGACUAUACUGCCACGACUAGCCUCGAUAUUCCAAAACGCAGCUAUAUCAACGACGAGGCCCUCUUCCGUUUUGAUCUCAAUGAGGAUCCGAUGGCCGUCGAAAAGUUGCGCGAGAGUAUCUCCAAAUUUGCAGCGGACGCAGACACUCUGAAGGAAUUGUUGAAGCACAAGAUCCAAGCGUAG
This is a messenger RNA of Penicillium salamii, 963 nucleotides long. The record is from the annotation of a GenBank genome assembly. NCBI's taxonomy places the organism in Eukaryota, Fungi, Ascomycota, Eurotiomycetes, Eurotiales, Aspergillaceae.